Molecule: messenger RNA, 1246 nt
Organism: Asterias rubens (European starfish)
Lineage: Eukaryota; Metazoa; Echinodermata; Asteroidea; Forcipulatida; Asteriidae
Product: stimulated by retinoic acid gene 6 protein-like
Exons: 11
Coding region: 189-1058 (289 amino acids)
Molecular function (GO): signaling receptor activity; retinol transmembrane transporter activity
Source: RefSeq, a predicted model, not a curated record
CAACAUUGUGAAUUAUUAUAACAUGCCUAUUGGUAAGUGAAAUUCGCAGCCUUUUUCGUGCACAAUAUUGCCCAGUGGUUCAUAGUACAUCAAUCGUCAACCAUAAUUUGCAGAAGACCAACAAACCCUGAUCAUCAGUGCUCUAUUUCCAACCCUGUUCCUCUAAUUAGAAGCCGACUUGAGCAAGGAUGAAUUUGACAAGCAGCAUCUCCACAUGCGGGAACAAUUUUGUCUUCAAUACGUGGUUGAAUUACACACUUCUAGCUUCGCUCCCGAUCAUAGUGUUUUUCUGUUUUCUGGAGCGCAGAGUGAAUCUCUGGCCGACUUUCCUGAAUGGAAGGCCAGGUAUUGCAACUCCUAUUAAUCUUAUUGACGCUUACAAUGACCGCCUGGCGUCGGCUUUAGCUUUUGUUUGUGUGUCUGUCCUGGUCUUCAGUAAGAUUACACACGAUGACCAGAAUGCCAUCGUACAACCUUCGACUGACACCGUUCCCUUAAUGCUGAGAGGAGUCCUAAGAUUCCUGAACAAUAUUUGGAAGGCGCUCUUAGUGUGUACGGCAAGUUAUCCGAUCUUUUUGUGUCUCGGUACCAAGCACAAAGUGACUGGAAAAGCGAUUGGGGUUGUCUAUAGUCUAAUAUGGACUGCGUUCUUCAUUGGUCGACUCGCAGUAUGCAGAAAUGAACUACUUUUUGAACUGUCAGAUCUAUUGAUAAGUGGACCCGGCUUUGUGUUUCUCGUCCUCUUGACUUUCCGGUUUGGGCACGGGCUGGUGAAAUACUUAAUUCGAUUAAGGCUCAACCAGCUUUCGAGUCUUAAGGGAAACACAGCACCGAGUCAGUCUGCAUCAUCAAAGUUUAAGGAAUCUCAUUUCUACCAAAGGACUAAGUAUUUGCUGUCAAGACCACUACCGAUGGAGUAUGGAGGAAACUUCAUAUCGCGAGAACUUCGAAAAUAUUUUUACCAUGAAAGAGGUUUCAAGUUUUCUAGACAGAACACUUCUGUCCUUGCUAUGGUAUUGUUACUGACAUACUUGACUUGCACAGUCAGUUACAGUUAGAUAUUGCCACAAUUUUUGAAAACUGUCGGACUCUUUUCCAACUUCUUGCCUAAAGUUGAUUUUAAAGGUAAGUCUAACAAGUCUUGCAGUGCAUCUGCCUUCUUACUAUUGCAUGGUUGAUCAGGAACUAAAUAAUUUAUUUUGGUCAUGAUUGUUUGAUCUGGGGCAACAAUUUAACUUAAGUUUUC